Molecule: messenger RNA, 7050 nt
Organism: Formica exsecta
Lineage: Eukaryota; Metazoa; Arthropoda; Insecta; Hymenoptera; Formicidae
Gene: Pi4KIIIalpha
Product: phosphatidylinositol 4-kinase alpha
Exons: 22
Coding region: 277-6597 (2106 amino acids)
Biological process (GO): phosphatidylinositol-mediated signaling; phosphatidylinositol phosphate biosynthetic process
Cellular component (GO): plasma membrane; cytoplasm
Molecular function (GO): 1-phosphatidylinositol 4-kinase activity
Source: RefSeq, a predicted model, not a curated record
GUAAAAUCAAUCACAAAUUCAAAAUAAAGAAUGUUACAUUGUUGUGAUCUGUAUAUUAAACACAUGAUUCAUCGAUCUGUCUGCAUGUUUAUUAUUCAGCUAUACAUAAAUCCAUUGGACAGGUUUUCGUGCUUCCUCUCGCGGUUCAAGAACGUACUCUAGCAGACGAUGUUAUCGACAACAAUUCUCGCAUGAGUGGGAUGCAAGAUGCAACCUGAAUUCUGAAUUGUUCAGUUGAUACAUAGUCAGUGCUAAUGAUCGGUCAGCUGCGAAAUAAUGGCGGACGAGAAGUUAUUUUUCUCGAACGCCGUACAACAAUUGGCGAGAUGUUUAGCCGCUAUCAAACCUACACCAUGGGAAAAGGUAGCUAAAUUGUACAAGUUAUGUCCGCAAGAUUCUGCUCAGGGUGUAUUCCGCUUGGAUCAGAGGGGUCAGGAUGCGACCAUAGCCUUGGGAAUUUAUUUUUUGGAAUCUGGAUUACAACAUCGGGAUCGAAUAUUACCGUAUCUGCUCAGACUGUUACGUGGUCUUCCAAAAGCGGUGUGGCGGGAUGAGGUGAAAUGUUCGCUCGCCGAAAGAGUUCCGGUGGCGGAACGCUUCAGCUUCUGCCUGAACACAUUAUUGAGCGAUGUGGCGGCCAGAUGCGAACCAGUACGAGAAGAAAUCAUUUCGACGCAGGUUGAGAUCCUCGCGGUUAUGACCAAUCUGAUACGUGGAUAUAAAGAUCAAAAUAGUAAUCGGGGCUUGCAAGCAAAGAUAUCAUUAUGCAAAUGUCUGGUACCAGUACUGAUUGGUCUGGCACGAUCGAUGGGCCGUUUUGCGUGCACGGAUCCGCCGUUGCUUUGCCGCAUCUUUCCGCGCCGGGAGACACCCUCGUCAGCAAGCAGCACCGAGAACCGCUUGAUUCCCGAUAAAAAACAGUACAACUUCUCAAACUUUAGACCGAUUAUCCCGCGAUCUCUGAGCGGUAACUUUAAUUCGUGUAUUGACAACAUAGCGCUACCUGGCUAUGACAGUCAUGAUUAUCAAUGCGGCAAGAGACCAUCGUUACAGUCCUUCCUGUCGGUGCCGUACGACCCAACAACGUAUUUCUUCAGUCGUUAUGGAUCGAGCUUCAAUCAAUUCCCGCAGAUGCGAUGCAACGAGAGUCCCGAGAGAAGAGCCGGGAUGCAGUUCACCGUGGUUCACUUGCAGAGUGUGUUAGCCCUAGCUAAAAAAUUACUUACAAAGGAGAUCCUGACGUUUUUAGAUGAAGAGGCGCAACAAGUUUACAGUUCUGGCCAAGUACACAUUUUCCCAUAUCGUACGUUCAGCGAGACGAUGAAUCUAGUGAUGGUGGCUCUGUUGCGCGAACUCCUGCAGAAUCAGCACGAUCUACCGGCACCGUUCACGAGGGACGUGCAGGAAUUCGUCAAAGGUUUGUUCCUCUCGGGCCAAACGGAGCUGCAAUCGCGACAGCACGACGCGAGCGAACGCGAAGACAUUGAUACGAAUUUCCGUACCGUCAAUCGCUUCAAGGUGAAUGUGAUGGCCAACUCCGCGUGCGUGGAUUUGCUGGUCUGGGCGAUUGGCGACGAGACAGGCGCGGAUAGUUUGUGCGGACGACUCGUGGAAAAGAUUAAUUCCAAUCAUGGACCGAAGCUUGUGCUGGCACAUAUGCCAUUAUUGAUGGUUUGUCUUGAGGGAUUAGGAAAAUUAGCGCAAAAAUUUCCCAACAUAGCCAGCACGUCGAUAUAUUAUUUACGAGACUUUCUCGUUGCACCAUCGCCGAUUCUUCUGAAGUUAUAUCGACAACAUAGCGAAUACUCCAUGAAAGAACAUCAAUUUAAAGUGCUAGUUCAAGGGAAGGAAAUAAGCGACACAAAGCAGACGCCGUCAUCAGUGCAUACGGCAUUUGAGAAACUUCGCGAUGCAGCAAUCGGCAAUCUCUGCAUUGCCUUGGAAGCUGCGCACUCCGUGAAUCCGGAUUGCGUGCCGGCGCUUGUGGCCAGCGUCUCGAAUAGAUUGUACACUGCGGAUAUAAGCGACGGUGAAAAUGACGAGAAAUUGAAGAACGAAGUAGUCUCGAAGAACAUUGUGAUUAUGUUGGGCCAUGUGGCUGUGGCGCUAAAAGAUACCCCGAAGACAAUGCGCACCAUCUUUCCGUUUUUCCAACAACUCUUCUGCCGCACUCCCAGUGAUCUCGAUUUUCUCAUAGUGGAUCAAUUGGGUUGCAUGAUCAUUGCCAAGUGCGAACCAAAGAUUUAUGAGGGGAUAAUGCAAAUGUUCUCCAUGUCAUUGGGAUCGAGUACGGCGACAUAUGCUGCGAACGAUGAUCGUAAGCAGUAUUGUCACGUUUCCAAGGCGGUUACGAACGCGCUGGCGAAUAUAGCGGCGAAUCUACAAGGCGAGUCGGAAUUGGACGAUUUGCUGUUGCAUCUUCUUGAGCUUUUUGUGCAGUUGGGACUCGAGGGUAAACGCGCCAGUGACAAGAUGCCAAAUAGUAUCAUCGCGACGAAAGCAGCUAGCAGCGCCGGAAAUUUAGGAGUACUCAUCCCCGUGAUUGCGAUAUUGAUGCGGCGUCUACCGCCGAUCAGACAUCCACAGAAACGACUUCUGAAACUGUUCAAGGAUUUUUGGUUGUAUUGUGUUAUAAUGGGCUUCGCCGCGGAUCUUCCGUCGAGAUUGUGGCCACCCGAAUGGUACGAAGGCGUCAAAGAAAUCGCAGUCAAGUCGCCCUACCUUAUUUCCCAGACCAGCGCUCGUCUCGAAAUGCGAGAGUUACAAUACACAUCAGCAGUACGCAAUGACAGUGUCUCAUUGAACGAGUUGCAGGAGUUGCGGAGUCAAGUAUUAAAAAUAAGCACCCGUACAAACGACAUAUCAGCGUACGUGACUAAGUUGCAGUUUGCACAAUGCACAUAUUUGUUAUCCGUUUAUUGGUCAGAGACCUUGCGGGUGGCAAACAGUCCUGAACCCAGUUUGCAACCGAUAAUGGAGUACCUAUGCGAUACUGAUUUGCAGAAGGAUAAAAGUGGUAUGUGGCAGUGUAUAUGUUGCGUGGCGGACUCUGUCUUUACCAAGUUCAAGGAUGUGAUGCAACGCAAACCGAAAGACGAGCAACGCGAGAAAGAACUUGAGAAUCAUGCGCAAUUCCUGUUGGUGCGUUUCAAUCACGUGCACAAACAAAUCAGGAGGGUGGCGGAUAAGUAUCUCAGUGCAUUAGUGGAUGCUUUUCCGCAUCUGUUAUGGAAUUGUAAAGUCCUCUGGAGUAUGUUGGAUACAUUACAGAUUUUAUCAUACUCAUUACAACUUGAUCCAAAUGAAGAAACUCCUAGUUUGAGAAUACCUAGCACACCAUACAGUAUUGAACUUAUGAAUACUCUCGAAGCAAGAGAGAUUAUUGCGAAAGAUUUUACUGCAAGAUGUAAAGGCAUAGUGCAGGAGGCUAUGAAGUGGGCACCGCAAGCUACCAGAUCACAUCUACAAGAGUAUAUUAAUCAGAUACCAUCUUCCGGCAUGCGACAUCAUUCUGGUUUAUCGCUGGCUAUUGACUCUGUCCUCGAAUUCGUGGAUACCGCAAUUCCUACAGUAGUUCCGGCAAAUACGAAUUCGUUGGACAAGAGGCCACGCGGUCCGAAGGGCACGAGUUCGUGGCUGUUAUCGAUGAUGUCUACGAGAUCCUGGCAUGCCGGCGAGGUAGCGGGUAUGCUCGCUCUCGCGCGCACCGAUUCGCCAACCGCAGAGAUGACUCUAGAAAAAUGCAGAGAUAAAGUCAUCGAUAGGUUGAUCGAAGCUGUUCGCCGCGCUUCUCAGGAGCGCGAUGAUAUCGCUCAUCGCGGGGCUCUCUGGCGUGCCACUGCUCUCUUAAUAUCCAUGCCCGGAAUACAUAGACGAUUGCUACAUACAGUCGCAUGCUCGCAGAUAGAACUGUUCACGACCGCGGCUAUGACAACGGCGGUCGAGUGCUGGCAAUGGAUCUUGACCGUACGACCCGAUCUAAAAUUGCGUUUCUUGCAAGAGAUGUUGCUCGCAUGGCAGUACACUGUUGACAAGAGGAUGGGCCUGUUCGCACCAAACGAGGAAGAAGUCAGUCCGCUCGCAGUCUACGAGGGUUGCAAGCUUGGGCCCACUCCACCACAUGUGAAAUCACACGAUAUCUGGGUGACUUUUAUUGUCGAGCUUGUCGAGACAGCAAAGUACUGUUGCCAGGAAACGGUCGACAUGAUCGCCGUACUGUUACAUCGCUCGUUACCCAUGACUGUCGGUGCGUCCGGCGAGGAGCCCGGUAUUAAUCGGCACGUUGCCGCGGUUGGCGUGCGUUUUAAGCUACUCUCGUGCGGUCUGGUACUGUUGCAAGGUGAUGUUUUACCAAGGAUUUUGAGCAAAAAUGUCCUGCGUGAACGCAUCUAUUCCAAUUGCCUGGAUUAUUUCUGUCGGGAACGUCAAUUACCGACCCAAGAGAUUGAUCAACUUAGCGAGGACAUAGUUACAUUAAUACGCUUUUGGCAGGUGAUGCAUAGCGACAAAAAGUACUUGAUGAUGACGGGGGCCGAUAACGAGUUUGAAAUAGUGACUUCUCAAACCUGUACAACCACGGUAAUCGUUCCAAGCGAGACAAUCGGUUCGUUAGCCGCCACGCUUGCUCCCACGCCGAACGACUUUUCGAAGUCGUCCAGCAAUGUGUGGAUGAACACCAUGCCGAUGUCGACCAGUAGCAAUACAUUAGGCAAGCGUAGCAAUCGCAGCAAACGAAUUGUAAACGCCAAUGUUUUCGUGAAGGAUUAUAUCAAGAAGAGAAAUUUAAUUCUCGAGUUGUUAGCGGUUGAAAUCGAGAUGUUAUUGGUCUGGCGUAAUCCUAGCGGAAGACCGGAACUCGCACUGCAAGGAGAAGGAAGUAUCGCGGACUGGCGUGCCAAAGGAAUGAACGAUCGUUGGCGCGAGUAUACGCGGCUCGCAUGGGAGAUCAGUCCCAUCCUGGCAAUAUUCCUACCAGUGCGAUUGAAGAAUCACGAAGUCAUUAUCAAGGAGAUCUGCGGUUUGGUGCGUCUUAAACCUAUACCAGUCAUGCAUGUGUCGGAAGCAUUGCAGUAUCUUGUCACAACGGACACGCUGCUCAACGAUGUACCUGAAUUAGUUUAUAUGUUAACAUGGGCAAGGGUGUCUCCGAUUCAAGCACUGGCGUACUUCUCGCGACAAUUUCCGCAUCACCCUAUCUCGGCGCAGUACGCGGUGCAAGUGUUGGACAGUUACCCCGCCGACGCUGUGCUUUUUUAUAUACCUCAGCUAGUGCAAGCCGUCCGUCACGAUGCAAUGGGCUAUGUAAUCGAAUUUAUCAAGAAAAUCGCUAAACGAUCGCAGGUAGUGGCACAUCAGCUGAUAUGGAAUAUGCACACUAAUGUGUAUAUGGACGAGGAUAAGCAGGUGAAGGAUCCCGUGCUGUAUGACAUAUUAGAUUUGUUGACGAAGAAUAUCCUGAAUUCACUGUCUGGCCCGGCAAAACAAUUUUAUGAGAGGGAGUUCGACUUUUUCGAAAAAAUUACCAAUAUUUCGGGCGAAAUCCGACCAUAUCCCAAAGGGCCAGAACGUAAAGCCGCAUGUCUAGAAGCCUUAGCGAGAGUGAAAGUACAACCCGGUUGCUAUCUACCAUCGAAUCCUGAAGCGAUGGUUAUCGAUAUAGAUUAUCAAAGCGGUACUCCUAUGCAGAGCGCUGCUAAGGCACCGUUCUUAGCACGUUUCAAAGUACAAAGAUACGGUAUCAAUGAGCUCGAGAACAUUGCGCUAGCAGUCUCAACUAACGGGAAAAUCGAGACCAAGAAAGAACCGGAAGAGCAGACAUGGCAAGCCGCUAUUUUCAAAGUUGGUGAUGAUGUCAGGCAAGACAUGCUGGCUCUGCAAGUGAUUAGCAUCUUUAAGAACAUAUUCCAGAAGGUCGGGCUGAACUUGUUCUUGUUUCCCUAUAGAGUGGUGGCCACAGCUCCCGGGUGCGGCGUGAUAGAAUGCGUGCCGCACGCAACAUCGAGGGACCAGCUCGGGCGUACGACAGAUAGCGACAUGUAUCAAUACUUCAUCACCCAACACGGGGACGAGACGACCAAAGAUUUUCAAAACGUUCGUCGCAACUUUGUCAAGUCGAUGGCGGCGUACAGCGUGAUAACCUACCUUCUGCAAAUAAAAGACCGUCACAAUGGCAAUAUCAUGAUAGACACUCAAGGCCAUAUCAUACACAUCGACUUCGGCUUCAUGUUCGAGAGCUCGCCCGGCGGUAACCUGGGCUUCGAACCCGACAUCAAACUCACCGACGAGAUGGUGCUCGUGAUGGGUGGCAAAAUGGAGGCUGCGCCGUUCCGUUGGUUCAUGGAAUUGUGCGUACAAGCUUUCCUCGCGGUCAGGCCCUACCAGGAAGCCAUCAUCUCUCUCGUCUCCCUUAUGCUUGACACAGGAUUACCCUGCUUCCGUGGACAAACAAUCAAGCUCCUACGUAGCCGAUUCGUGCCCACUGCUACCGAUAGAGAUGCGGCAAUCUUCAUGAUUAAUGUAAUACGUAACAGCUACCUCAACUUCCGUACGAAAACUUAUGAUAUGAUACAAUAUUAUCAGAAUCAAAUCCCCUAUUAAACUGUUGCUGGAGAAGAGAAGUUAUCUCUCUUCUUCCUUCUCCUGUUUCUCCUUGUAAUUCUUGUAAUCGUUAGUUGGCGAACGUUUUGCGCUCGCUACACAACUGUUGUUAUCUAGUUAGAAUCCAAGAAUUUAACAUACCAUGUUAGAUAUUGUUAGAUAUUGCAGUGUGAUAGCUAAUUAAGCGAGGCUGUACAAAUUUAUAUCGAUGUCAAUAUUAUUUUUAGUCCCGCAUGUAUUUUGUGAAAACGCGUAUUUUACUCUGUAUGUAAUAAUGUAUUAUAUUUAUCUACGAGAUAUUGUGCCGAUACAUAUAUAUAUAUAUAUAUACAUGUCUGUUUUUCGCAGCAUAUCUAUGUAUACGAGAACAUUCCUGUUUAUUAUUAAUUUAUGCAAUGAUGAUUAUGCAAAAUGAUUAAAAAUUAAAUUAAAUCCUGACUUAUAUAAAAUAUA